This is a messenger RNA of Plasmodium coatneyi, 2112 nucleotides long. RefSeq names its product SICA antigen. The coding region runs from base 1 to 2112 and encodes 703 amino acids. Lineage: Eukaryota; Apicomplexa; Aconoidasida; Haemosporida; Plasmodiidae. The record is from RefSeq and is a predicted model, not a curated record. The transcript is spliced from 5 exons.
AUGGAGCAAUUGUCUCAGAAUAGAGGGGGGAAGUUAGAAUGGGAUCAAAUUGAGGGCAAAAUCAAGGAUGUAAUGAAGAAAUUAGCUGAUGCCUUAGGCAAAAAGGAAGAAACAGACGUUGAUCUAUGCGAGAAAAUUACGCACAACACUCGUACACUAACUCCUAGCGAAAAGACAGCAUGUAAUAACAUUGUUAAAGGGUUGAGGGGUAUAUAUGGUAUUAAGCCUGAAUCAAGUGAAAAUAAGAACAACCAUACAGACAAUCCCAAUUUUGAGCAAACAAUAGGUUGCCUCAUGUUAAAUUUGUACGCUCAGGAAAUAAAAAGCAAAUGUUCUAUCAUGGGGGAAACUGUUAAAGAGGCUUUUACUAUCCAUGAGGAGCUUUACACAACUGCGUGCAAGAGUGGUGAAAAUAAUAAAUGCGAUCAAUGUGUGUGGGACGACUGUGCUACUUACACUGUUGGGACGGACGACCUACGACAAAAAAUGAACAAAAUGCUCCUCGAGAAUAAGGAAAUAAAAAAAACUAUGUCUACUAUAAGUGAUUCACCCACUAUUGGGGAAUGGUUCACACGUUUUUCGAAGGAUGUGUCUAAUGAAGACAAGAAACAGUAUGAGGAACUCGGACCCUUCUUAGCAUUAUGCAAGCCUGAUGAUGAUGCUGUGGCUAAGGAAGGAGUAGACAUGGAAACGUAUGGACCAUUUUGUGAAAUUAUGGUAAGAAAUAUAAUAUUAACGACAGCCGUUCAAAAGAAAUAUGAAGACAAAAACCAGAAGCAGGAGCAGGAUCAACCUGCAUGUCAAAAAAUCGUGAAUGGAAUUCCUGUAUGUGAUUUAUUAAAAGCAUGGAUGUGGUAUAUGCGAUGGUUCUGUGUCCCCAGGAAGGUCAUAGAAGAGGCCCUUAGCCGAGUUAAAAGUGUGAGGGGGGACCUGCAUCCACAGAUGAACUAUGUUAAAUGUACUUAUGAUGAUGCAAUUAUCAUUUCUUAUACGGGACGGAGGGAUAAGCCAGAUGACCCGUACUACGACCUAUUUGAAACAAACGCGUUGCAUAAUAAGAUUAAAGAAACAACUAGCGAUAAAACUUGGUGUGUGGAUAGGGCUAAAUGGGAUCAUCCUAUCCGUGCACGGACUGAUCAGCCAGAACCGACUGAUCGCGUCUUCCUCGGUGAUGAAAAUCUGAACAAAAUGAUAGAAACUGUUCAGAAGGUUGCUGAAGGAAUAAAACAGGAGGAAGGAGGAGGGGGGUCUAAACCAGCUGAAGCGGCAGAUGCACCACCUGCCAAAGUUCCUGAACCACCAAAAGAAGUUGUUCCUGAAAAGAAAGCAAUGUCCGAAGACACUGAGCAAACACAACCAGGUGAACAGGAGCCUGAAGAACCAGGUCCACAAGGAAUACAGAGCGGCAGUGAAGAAAAAGUAACUGACGAAGUUGAAUCAACUCCUACUAAGGACGACAACCGCGAUGCCCCAUCCUCCAGCAGUAGUAGCAGUUCCUCAUCAAGUGAUGCUGCAGGUGCUGCUCUUGGUGGAGGUGGUGAUCAAAGGAAGGGUGCCCCAGCAACACCGAAGGCUGAACCACUUACUGACAUGAAGGACAACCCUGUCCUUCCUUAUCUCCCUCUUGCUCCUGCCGCGAUUGGUAUUUCUGUUAUGACCUACUUACUCUGGAAGUAUUUUGGAAUGCUUCGUAAGGAAAGAAAGCGUUACAGAAGGGAGCAUCAACUACGUGGACCACUUCCCUUAGGACAGCAGAUUGUUGACCAUGUGGAUGACCAGGCAGAUGGUCCACAUGAAUAUACCUUAGUAAAGGAACGCGAACCUCGUUCUACUCCUAAAAAAAGGAGGAAAAAACGUGCUGGUGGUCGUCGCCGUGGUGUACGUCGCCGCAUGAUUAUUGAUAUUCAUUUAGAAGUCUUAGACGAAUGUCAAAAAGGGAACACCAAACUGGUUCAGGAAGACUUUUUUGAAAUUUUGGUUCAAGAAUUUAUGGGAAGCGAAUUUAUAAAAGAAGAAAAAGUUCCUAAGGAACAACUUCCUAUGGUUGAUGUUCCUAAGGAACAGGUUCCAAGUUCAGAUCCCGGGCUUAGGGAAGGAAGACUUUCUUCUUAA